Messenger RNA from Xyrauchen texanus (razorback sucker), 4064 nucleotides. RefSeq names its product fibroblast growth factor 12b (gene fgf12b). The record is from RefSeq and is a predicted model, not a curated record. Lineage: Eukaryota; Metazoa; Chordata; Actinopteri; Cypriniformes; Catostomidae. The transcript is spliced from 5 exons. Bases 185 to 835 code for a protein of 216 amino acids. Gene Ontology annotation, cellular component: cytoplasm. Gene Ontology annotation, molecular function: fibroblast growth factor receptor binding; growth factor activity. Gene Ontology annotation, biological process: positive regulation of gene expression; cell differentiation; positive regulation of cell population proliferation.
UGCACAGGCAAAUUUCAGUUACACAGGCAGUCACUCAUUCGAUGAUUUGCAUGCAGACUGAGAAACAGAGCAGAAAGAUGUUUCUGUGAGUUAGGCAUUGAGAUAUCAAACACACCGAGUUUUAAACAGUGGUUCACACACACUUAAACGGACAGAUCUCGUGUGUGUAUGUGUGUGAGAGGUAAUGACACGUUAUUGUAGUCUGUUUCGUCGACUGCUGUCUCACGGCAGUAAAGGAGAGGAUGAGGAUGAAGCUGAAGGACCGAUGAAGACCGUCAGCACCGAACCUGAGCCUCAGUUGAAGGGAAUCGUGACCAGGCUCUUCAGUGAGCAGGGCUUCUUCCUGCAGAUGCAGCCUGAUGGAAGCAUCAUUGGGAGCAAAGAUGAAAACAGCGACUACACUCUCUUUAAUCUGAUCCCGGUGGGUUUGCGAGUCGUGGCGAUACAGGGCGUGAAAGCGGGACUUUAUGUUGCCAUGAACGGAGAGGGUUUCCUUUACUCAACGGACGUGUUCACAGCGGAGUGUAAGUUUAAGGAGAGUGUGUUUGAGAAUUAUUAUGUGAUCUACUCGUCCACGCUGUACCGUCAGCACGAGAGCGGACGCGCCUGGUUCCUUGGGCUCAAUAAAGAAGGAAUAAUUAUGAAGGGGAACCGGGUCAAGAAAACUAAACCGUGUUCACACUUUGUACCCAGACCCAUUGAAGUGUGUAUGUAUAAGGAACCGUCGCUGCAUGAAAUCGACGAGAAGCAGAGAUCGAGGAAAAACUCAGGAACUCCAACUAUGGGCGUCAAAAAAGAGCUGAACCAAGACUCUACUGAUCACGAAGGAUCAUAACCACACACACACACACACACACACACACACACACACACACUGACCUGUAAAUGUACACACACUCGCACACACACACACACAGUGACCCCUGGAGCUGAAUGCUUUCUUACACCCGAACAAACAACAACAACAACUUCAGCAUCAACAAACAUCAAUCGAAAACAAAAUAAAAGAAGUAACAUGAAAAAAAAAAAGAUGAAUUCUUGCCUGUGAAAAUAUUUUAGGAAUAUUUGAAAACCAGGACAUGAUUUUACAUUUUAUGCAAAGUCGGGCAAGAGUUUGUUCACGCAAGGUUGUCACGGAGACACGUGAGGGUGAUUCUGUUGGGAGUCCGAGCUUUAAGCCAUGCCAAUAUUUACACAUUGAUUUAUGAAUGCCAAAAGCACUUUCACUCACCGCUAUAUGUCGCGCACCUCAUGAAUAUUGAAUGUUCUCAUUGAUUGUGUCCUCCAAUCAUUGCUCUGGUUUUUUAUUCAAGGUGGGGGGGGGGGGGUCAUUUGAAUUCUGCUCUCUGAUUGGCUGAAUGUGGUUGUGCUCUGCUGAUAGGCUCUGACCGUCAUGUGACAUGACUGGAAUGGAAAAGUGCAUCAUAAAUCACCACGUAGGUUUGCUUAAUCUCAUUCAACUGUAAGAAAUGCAUUAAAGGGGUCUUACACUUUUAGUCAAGGUUUCGUCAUAAACAUCAUGAUUUAAUUUAUAAUUCGCGAAUCAAGCGAGCGUUUUUUUGCUACUGUACCUUUAAGACGAUAUGUAAAUGCCUUUCGUUCUGAUCUGUGAUUGGGUAAGUUACUCAAAAAAGUAAUCCAAUCCAAAUUACAAAUUAUAUCUCUAAAAUGUAAUUAGAUUACUUUUAAAGUUAGUUACUUUUUAAAACACUUUUUGUAGAAACGUUUUAUUUUUAUUUUUUUUUCAUUUAAAAAAUCCCAAAUGAUGUCUCUAUUUUCUUGUUGUAUCUUGUCGCACUCAAGUCAAACCCGUUAGGGGGCGCACGCCCGUCAGCUGACACAGAUACGCAAACAAAAAGCAGAAAUCUGUGUUACAGUCAGACACUUACAAUGGAAGUUUUUAUAUGAUUUGAUGACCAAAAAUGACCAUAAAACAAACUUUUAUUUGGCUCAAAUAAGACACAAGUUUUAACAGAAUAAUACGGAUAAGGGACAGUUCACCCAACAAUGAAAAUUCAUCAUUUACUCACUCUCAUGCUGUCCCAGAUGUGUACGACUUCCUUUCUUCAGCAGAACCCAUUUGAAGAAAAACAGAAGACUAUCUCAGCUCAGAAGGUCCUUAUAAUGGAAGUGGAUGGUAACCCGAUUUUUGAUGCUCCAAAAAGCAAAAACAAUAAGCAUUAACGACAUCCAUAUGACCUCAGUGGUUAAAUGAAUGUCUUAUAAAGCUAUAUGAUCAAUAUUUAGGCACUUUUUAACUAUAAAUAAUCGCUUAAGCAGCGCUAUGCGUGUUCACGAAAGGGCUUGCGGUCACAUGGUCUCUCAUGUAACGUAUUGUCGUUGGCAUGAUCAAUUGAGAAGUGACGCAUGCGUGACACUCCCAGAAGAGCGGCGCUGUUUACAACUGAGUAGGAGGAACGCUGUACAGACCGAAUGCUGUAAACAAAGAUGUCAGAAGAUACUGAUUUAAGAGGAUCCACUUCCAUUAUAAGGACCUUCUGAGCUGAGAUAUUUUUCUGUUUUUCUUCAAAUGUGUUCUGCUGAAGAAAGGAAGUCAUACAAGUCUGGGAUGGCAUGAGUGUGAGUAAGUGAUGAGGGAAUUUUCAUUUUUGGGUGGACUGUCCCUUUAAUUCAAGUGCUUUAAUUAAAUUAUAAGCGUCAAAUUUCUGCCUUUAAACACUCCAAAAAUUGUCCCCAUUGACUUCCAUUGUAAGUGCCUCACUGCCUUUUUUGAAGAAAGAGAGGAACGAGUCGAAAUUAAUAUUUGUGGUAAUCAACAUCAUGCCACAAAUCAGUUGAGCUUAACUCAGAUAUUCCUUUAAGUAACUAACUUUUUGAAAGUGAGUAAAUGUAAUCCGAUUACAAGAAUUUAAAUUCAAACUCUUAUUUAAGAAGAGUAAUAUAUCAAGAAUAUAUGUUCCAUGAUAUGACCCCUUUAACGCUGCCCUGGUGGAGAGAUUACGGCAGAAUGGCGUCACACAGGAUGUGAUGUCACACAGGAAGUGAUGAAACCUCCGAGAUGCGUUCAGUAGACGGAAGCGUCCGCUUUUCGUUUCAGUGCUUCUACUUAGUAUGCAUGUGGAACAACAAUCCUUACCUUUUUCCUCGAGAGAUUUGGGUGUUUUUAUCCUGCCAAAAGCACAGACUGCCCUCUGAGUUACUAAACUGGACUAAACCACUUUAAACCAGCACACACAACGUGUGUUUGGAGAGAAUACACUGCCCAUGCAGCAGAAAAACAGCUUUCCUUCACUCAUUAAUACACACACGCACGCUCAGGCUGAUUUCUGAAUGGAAUACUAGCAUACCGUGCAGUUUAGACAGUAUUAAAAAGUGUGUUUAAAUAAUAGUACACCACAUUGUUGUGUUUGUGUGACCUCAAUACAUAUGCAUGUUUAAUGCAGCGAGUGGCAUCCAGAAAUAAAUACGUUUAUUUGUUUUAUUAUCCAUUUCUGUGCAAAAAUGGCUUAACAUUCGAGCCAAUAAGUUGGCACAUUUUCAGGUAUUCCAUGCAUACUAUAGUCUGCAUAAAUAGUAUGAUUAGUAUGCUAGUAUGCUAUUCCAAAUGCAGCCACAUCCAGUAAUCAGGAAACUGUCCAACAGUAGGUUUGAUUCUGAUUGGCCAAUGAAGUCCAAGUUCCUUCCCCUUUAAAUUGCGAGCUACCUGUUCAUUGGCCAGAUCCAUCGAUAUAAAGGCCAAUCAGCUGUCGCUGGACACUGAAGGCGGAGUUUCUGAGAAGUCUUCCAUUAGUAGAGCUGCACCAGCAUCAUCAAGAGAGGUCAAAGGUCAGGGUUCUAAAGUCAAGAGGGCACACUGGGGUACAAGUAAAGAUGUCAGCCUGUAUUUCAUAAACGAUGAUUUGAUUAUUGAUUAAUGCCAUGCUGAAACGAUCUUAUGCUGAUCUGGGAAGUUCAUUUUUGUUUGCUAAUGUUUGCACUUUAAUUCUGAACACAUAUUCAUUAUGUAGAGUUCUGAAUAAAGCAUUCAACCUGCCACAGGAGGAAAAUAUCAUUCAGAAUAAUAAUAAUAAUAAUAAUAAUAAUAAUAAUAAAAGAAAGAUUAA